AUGAUAUCCCGCGUUUUCAAAUUCAAUUCACUCAAACUCAUCAACGCCACCGCCGCAGCCGCCACCACCGCUCCGAUCCAAUCAUCUCGAUUCUACACGCCCAAAUUCGGAGAACCAUACCAGGGCCCACCAAAACUCCCCAAGGAAGAGCAAGAAGAGUUUGAAAGAUUGCAGAAAAUAGCCCAGUCGCAAAUCGCAAUUGAAGAAUACAACGACCAACUCUUAGCUGAAGAACAACAAGAAAAACAACAACAAGAGCAGAGCCAGGGUGGAGCUGAUGCCGACCAGAGGGCACCUGUGGUAUCGCAGAAUCUGGAUAUCGGCUCAUUUGCAUAUUUGAGAACGAUACCUGAGUUCGAAGGCGAUGUCAAUCCUCAAACCGGCGAACGCGGGGGGCCCAAACAGGACCCGUUGAAACGGAGCGAUGAAUGGACUUUUAAUGGACGGACUAUUGAUUUCUAG
This is a messenger RNA of Lodderomyces beijingensis, 462 nucleotides long. NCBI's taxonomy places the organism in Eukaryota, Fungi, Ascomycota, Pichiomycetes, Serinales, Debaryomycetaceae. The record is from the annotation of a GenBank genome assembly.